UCCUGGUAGUAGGUGCGCACCCUAACCAGCCAGUCCAACAUGGCGGCGUUGUCUUCACCUCUCCGCCUUUGCCGAGGGAUCCUGAGGGAGAUACGAGCGAUUAAAGGACCGGAAUACAAACAAUCUCUGGCAUACAAUUAUGUUUUAGAUCAAUUCCGUAAAAACCAGAUCACCGGGGAGAGAUAUUGUCGUGCCCAGGAGGAGGCCCUCCAUGCUUCGCACAGCUACCUCUGUCUGCUCACCUCCACCCGGCAACACUUGGCUCUCUACGACAUCUACCAUGGGAAAGGGCAGCGUGACACAGAGGAGAUGGCGGGAAUUGUGGGGCUCAGGCUGCCCACCCAGCCUGGAGGGAAGGGCUGGGAGAAGUGAGAGAAGGGAAGGGAGAAGACGCUCAUACCACACCAAAGGGUUGUAAUCAUCACACUGGACCUAAUGCUAUUUUACAAAACAGAGGAAGAUAUGAAGGCUGCGAUGAACAAGGACUGUGAAUUGUGAUUAUACAAGGGAGGAUCAAAGCUAUUAGAAAUAUGAGAUUCCCAGCUCUCCCUACCACUCCAUGUCUGUCUGGAAACAAUGGCUGUAAUUAAAAUCUUUGUAAAUACAAUGGGACAAAUUUUGCCAAUUAAAGUAUUAAUCACUGUU
This is a messenger RNA of Coregonus clupeaformis (lake whitefish), 645 nucleotides long. RefSeq names its product formation of mitochondrial complex V assembly factor 1 homolog (gene fmc1). NCBI's taxonomy places the organism in Eukaryota, Metazoa, Chordata, Actinopteri, Salmoniformes, Salmonidae. The coding region runs from base 40 to 372 and encodes 110 amino acids. Gene Ontology annotation, cellular component: mitochondrion. The record is from RefSeq and is a predicted model, not a curated record. The transcript has 2 exons.